CCCCGGAAGUUGGGGAUGGGACCAGGAUAAGUGACCGGAAGCGAACCUUUGCCAACCUGCCCGGAAGGAAAGGGAGAAGGGGGAGGAGGCGGGAGCUUCUCAACCCGGACCCGUAGAGGGUUAGGCUGGGGUGGCCUCUGAUUCCCCCUUUACCGCUCCGCCCCAUCCCGGACCCUCCUGAACUCGCUGCACAACCUCGGCUCCGCCCUUCCUCUUGCUCCGCCCCCAAGCCUCCAUCCCCCGCCUGGCAUCCCUUGGCCCUGGGGUCUCCCCGACGCUGACCCCGCCCGGGUGACCCCCCAACGCCCGCUCCAGGAGCUGCCAGCCCGGCCCCGCCCCCGCUGGCCCAUGGCCUCCCUCUCCGUUCGGGGGCGCGGGCAGCUCCGGCCUCUGGGCCCGCCUUAGCCCCGGCUCGGCGUCCGCAGGCCCCCGCGUCCAGCCAUGAAGCUGAAGCUGAAGAACGUCUUCCUGGUCUAUUUCCUGGUGUCCCUCUCCGGCCUCCUCUAUGCGCUCCUGCAGCUGGGCCAGCCCUGUGACUGCUCCCCCCACCUCCGGGCGGCAGCCGAUCACCUUCGCAGGAAGGACCUGAAGAUCUCCCAGUUGCAGGCCGAGCUUGGCCGGCCGCCACCUGCUCCUGCCCAGCCCCCCGAGCCCGAGGCUCUGCCCGUCAUCUACGUGGUGACCCCGACCUAUGCCAGGCUGGUGCAGAAGGCGGAGCUGGUCCGCCUGUCCCAGACGCUGUCCUUGGUGCCCCGGCUGCACUGGGUGCUGGUGGAGGAUGCCGAGGGCCCCACGCCGCUGGUCUCGGGGCUCCUGGCCGCCUGCGGCCUCAGCUUCACUCACCUGGUGGCCCUGACCCCCAAGGGGCAGAGGCUGCGGGAAGGGGAGCCCGGCUGGGUCCGGCCCCGGGGCGUGGAGCAGAGGAACCGGGCCCUGGCUUGGCUGCGGGGGAAAGAGGCCGCGGUCGGCGGGGACAGGGAGCCGCCGCCUCCGGGGGCACGUGGCGUCGUCUACUUUGCUGAUGACGACAACACCUACAGCCGGGAGCUCUUUGAGGAGAUGAGGGGAACCCGUGGCGUCUCCGUGUGGCCGGUCGGGCUGGUCGGUGGCCUGCGCUUCGAGGGCCCCCGGGUGCAGGGGGGGCAGGUGGUUGGCUUUCACACAGCCUGGGAGCCCGAGCGGCCCUUCCCUCUGGACAUGGCCGGCUUUGCCAUCUCGCUGCCCCUCCUCCUGUCCCGGCCUGGUGCCCAGUUUGACCCCACGGCCCCCCGCGGCCACCUGGAAAGCAGUCUUCUCAGCCAUCUCAUUGACCCCAAGGAUCUGGAGCCCCGGGCUGCCAACUGCACGCGGGUGCUGGUCUGGCACACGAGGACGGAGAAGCCCAAAAUGAAGCAGGAGGAGCAGCUGCAGCGGCAGGGCCGCGGCUCGGACCCCAGCGUUGAGGUGUGAGCCUGCGCCACCCCGUCUGUGGGACAUAGCCGUGCUAGAGGACCUCGUUCCCUCACCUUCCAAGGACCGCGCAGGCUCCCAAGGUCAUGACCCUCCAGAUGCUGGGUCUGCCCCCUGGGCCUAGUGGAUGCUGGGACCAUUUCCAGGGCUGCUCCUCCCCCCGAUUGCCAUGUGGAGCUCGCCAGAGAGAUCAAGUGGACAGUGGUGUCAAGCCAGGUCAGCCCUGGGCCGGGGGCCCCGGCUAGAAGCGCAGCCAUGACUGCUGGAUGAGGGGUGCUGUCCCUCGUGGGCAUGGGCAUGCAUCGCAGGGGCCCGAUCGCGGGGCUGCGGGAUCCCUCCCCACAGUAAGCAUGUUCCCCCAGUCCUACCUCCAGAAUAAAGUACGUCAAGCCUCUG
Sarcophilus harrisii (Tasmanian devil) is the source of this 1845-nucleotide messenger RNA. RefSeq names its product beta-1,3-glucuronyltransferase 3 (gene B3GAT3). Gene Ontology annotation, molecular function: galactosylgalactosylxylosylprotein 3-beta-glucuronosyltransferase activity. Gene Ontology annotation, cellular component: Golgi membrane. The record is from RefSeq and is a predicted model, not a curated record. The transcript is spliced from 5 exons. Gene Ontology annotation, biological process: carbohydrate metabolic process; chondroitin sulfate proteoglycan biosynthetic process. Lineage: Eukaryota; Metazoa; Chordata; Mammalia; Dasyuromorphia; Dasyuridae. Bases 442 to 1449 code for a protein of 335 amino acids.